Molecule: messenger RNA, 2190 nt
Organism: Symbiodinium sp. CCMP2592
Lineage: Eukaryota; Dinophyceae; Suessiales; Symbiodiniaceae
Source: the annotation of a GenBank genome assembly
AUGGGCCAUGAAAAGCAUGAGGUGGGAGGAUGCCUCGAGUUGCUGCCCAGGCGAGACCAGGUCGAUCCUGAGUCCGAGCUGGAGGCUCCUAGAGCCCUGCAGAAGUACAAGCGCAGACGUGAAGUCCCGCCUUCUCUGCCGACACCAGCGUGCAGCGGACUGGAGACAAGCUUCCCAGCACCUGGCACAGCGGAGGCGAUCCCGUUGCCACCGUUGGUUGACGGACGCGCGCAGAAGAAAAACUCUGCGCCGUCCGUGCCAGAAUCCCCGACGAGUACCAGCGCGUGUCAGGACGUUUCGUCGCCGGCUGCGCAGGCACCCCCGGUGCGCAGUGCCAAGGAGAAGUAUGUGCUGCGUACCUUGGGUGUGUCGAGCAUGUCCAAGGAGGAGCUGAAGCAGCAGCGCCAAGCCGUUUGUGACCGUGCUGCUUACCUCAUGGAGAAUCUGAAUCCCUCAGAAGUCAUCGUGAAGAUGUGCAAGGGCAAGAUUCCGCGAAACUACGAAAGCUUCAUGGAAGUGGCAGCUUAUGUUGCUUUGAGCGGCAAGUUGGAGGCGAAGAAGCGAGCAGAGGCUUACCUGGCAGCAGUGGAAGACUACUUGCCGCUGUCGAGUCGAGAUUGCGGUGUCAGGACUGUUUAUGGUGACUCGCCCCACGAGUGCAAGUGCACUGAGUGCCGACGCGGGAAGAUCAGGAUGUGUGUGGCGUUUCAGAUGGUCAUUGAUGAGGUGGGAGCAAGACUUCGCAAGAAGGCGCGAACGAUGCAGUCGAAAGGAAACAGUGGAGACGCCUCGAGAAGAGCGGCGAUAGAGCACAUGCUUUCGGUGCUGGAGCAGUACUUGGUGCAGAAUCCUCAUCAUCUCCCGGAUCAGAUCAAAGAUCGGAGCUUGGAUCAUCGGAGACUGCCUCCAAAAUCGCGCAGCCCCGUCGUCGAGAGCCUGCUUCAGCAACCGAGCGCCGCCUCACCACGUCGAGCCCACCAGCUGGUGAAAAGCGAAGAGCAGCAGUCCAACCUCUCAGCUACACCGCUGGAGCCAGCCGCCCAAGACGUAAUCGACAUCACCGGCGGUGACGAGCUUGGCCACCCGGGCGAGGAAGCUGCUCGGAGCCCUCCAGAGCCUGGCAUGAAGCUGGAAAGUCAAGACUCACCGACGGCUUCACUGUGCAGUGCUGCACCCGUGGACAGCUCUUCGCAAAAAAGCAUCCAGGCAGACGGCGCCAAAACGCCGACAAGACAUCAGCCGUCGAGCUCGGUGAGCAGGAAUUGCUGGCACUGUGCAGAGCCAGCCGCCCCAAGAGAAAUCAAUGUUCCGGAUGACAGAAGUCGAGCUGAGCCUUCUCCGCGCCGCUGUUGGAGCCCUUCACGGCUGGCAAGACUCAGGCCCUGUGGUGUUGAGCCCGCCGACUUGUCCGCGACAGAUCUCAAGCCCCUGGUCUACCGGGGCCAUGUGCCCCGUGCUGUGGCACAAGGGGACAGGAAGGAAAAGAAGGUGCUGAGGCUCUCUGCGAAUCCUUCGAGAUGUCCUCCUGCUGAGAAGGAAGCCUUCCGACAUUCACUCUCACAGCAUCCGAGGAGGUCAUCUCUGCGAGCCUCUGCUGGGCUCGUGCAGGCCAACCCGGACGUGAGGCAUCGCCCGUCUGCUGCCCUCCGCAUCAAGAAGCAGUGGUGCGACAAGAUCUUCGACAGCACCAAGACAUGGGAGAUCCGCGGCUCUGCGCUUCAUAAGCGAGGUCGAGUCUGCAUCGCGCAGUCUAAGUCUUCUCAGCUGGUCGGGGAGGUCACCUUCGUUGACUGCUUGCAGGUGGGCAGGUUUGAAGAUGGCAAGCUGGUACCUUGGAGUGACAGCGAGGACGACAGGCAGAAUUUCAUCGGUCGCACGGAGAAUUUCACGAAGCACUGCAUCGAGGAUCUCGGAAUCGUUCAGUAUCCGCGGGUUUUCGCAUGGGUCAUGGAGCAGCGGCAGCGCUAUGAGAAGCCGGUGCUUUACAAGCACAAGAUGGGAUGCGUCAAUUGGGUCAAACUCGAUUGGCAACACGGCCAGGGAGCUGUUAAGGCUCCGCUCGCGCCGGGCGUCCACAGCGGAGGACGGAGCGGCGCAACUCAGCAGUUGCUCUGCGACCGAAUGGCAGCUUCCAGGUGCCGUUGGGUGGCGGUUCACAGGAACCGCUGCUCAAGCGUGCCCCACGGUUGA